CAAAAAAGCGAGUGACAUUGCUUGUUAUCAGCGGAAUAAUAAUAUUAAAUUUUCCUAAUAUAAUUCUAUUGCAUUUCGCCAAUUUUACGGAAUAAUCGAGAACACCGAUUACGCUUUUGGCAACUAGUGCUUUAAAGUUUACCUCCGAUGAGAAUUUAUGAGUGUUUAUUUCAAGCGACAAAAAGUUGAAAAAAAUGACUCAGCCAAAGCAAUUACACUUGGGCACCUGCUUGGAAGAUUUGGACCAAAUUUACAAAAUAGAGAAAAGCACGACUGCCAGAAAAGUUCUGCAUUUGUGCGGAAGUGCCAAUAAGUUGAAGGAAUUGGCUGAUCGUCAUUAUUUGGAUCGCGAUGAGGAAAACGCCUAUGUGUUGUAUAUGCGCUAUAUAUUGCUGCUGAAAGCCAUCAAGGAUAACAAAGAUUAUUCCGACAAAAAGACGAAAGUCUUGGAGGUCCUCGGAAGCAAUAAGGAGGUUCACGUCAUAAUGGACAAGCUAGAAAAAUUAAAGGACAGCCUUGGCCGUCGUUAUGCAAUGGCCAAUACGAAAAAGAUGCGUGAAGCUAGCAGAGCUAUCAGCCCCGUAAUCCAAGUGGAACCGAAAGUCAGCAACCGGAAGCUUUACGUAGAUGCCGGAGAUUUGUACACCAUGAUCAACGACAGCAAGUUUAGCAUGUUGAUUGUUGAUUGCCGGUCGAAGCAGGAUUUCGAGGCUUCUAGCAUCAAGUAUGAGUAUUUGGUCAAUGUGCCGGCCCAUCUUUUGGUUGCUGGCAUGACUGCUGGGAAGAUACAUGAGCGUUUGGAACUCCCGUAUCGAACCUAUUGGACAUCUAGAUCGAUUAAAGAACACGUUGUGCUCAUGGAUGCAGACUCAAGGGGCAUUCCGUCCAAAGAUACGCCUUUGUGGGUGCUUUUCGACAUAUUAACAGAUUGGGAUCCCGAUGUUGUUUAUAAAAAUCCGAUUUUGAGAGUUGAAGGUGGCUACUAUGACUUUAUGUUGCGAUAUCCAAUGUGCUGCAAAAAUCCACGAUCGAUUCCCAGCUCGUUACCGCCAAUCGACUAUCACCUCAAUAUCGAGUAUCCAGAUGACAUUGAAUACCAAAAUGUCAGCGACAUACCGAUGAAAGAUGAUAGUUUUGGCAGCGCUCAACCGAAUGCUCGACCUUUGGUAGAUCGUAACAGCAAAGCUGCGGCUUUGCAAAUUUACGAUGGGAAACCCAAACAAGUCGCACUCGAAGAACAGGAGAAGCUCUUGGAUAAAUCGAUCCAGAAUGAACGGGAAAUUAUAACAACGGCGCAGCAAAUGGAUCAAACCUUUGCCAAGGAACAAACAUCGGUCGACGAUGAGGAGAAAAUGGAACUGCGCAAGCAGCUUGUAGAGCAGAGACACAAGCUUAUGCAAAUGGAACUGGCGCAGAACGACUAUAUGUUGGAAAACAAAAAUCUUAAGGAAAUGAUCAAACAGGCUGAAAUACAGCAAGAACAUGGCAAGAUGAUUACUCCACAAGAAGCAUCCACGAUCGAAGAAGAAGCUAUGCGACGGCGCAGAAUUCGAGAGAAAGAAGAAGAACAGCAUCGAGCGGAGGAAGAACGCAAGCGACUUUUGAAAGAAAUGCAGAGCGUUGUAGAUCCUCCAAAACCACCCAAGAUCCCCCAGUUCGAUCGCACUGUAAAACCGGUGCCUCCGAAGUCUGAUAUUAACAGAAACGUACCUCCGCAAAUAGUUAAACGCAGCUUCUCGCCAGUUCUGGGCGCUGUGCGUGUCGGAUUGACCGGACUUAAAAAUUUAGGAAAUACAUGCUACAUGAACAGCAUACUCCAGUGCCUAAGUAAUACAUCGAUGCUGAGGGAGUAUUUCCUGAAAGAAAUGUUCAGACAACAUCUCAACAGAUCUAACAAAACUCAGGGCCGAAUCUGUGAAGAAGUGGCAGCUGUGAUAGAAGCCCUUUGGACCGGUCAAUAUAAAUGUAUUGCUAGUAAAAACUUAAGGUACGUUGUUGGGCAGUAUGAAGGCCAGUUUGGCGGAAUUGAGCAGCAAGACUCGCAUGAGUUUCUCACCAUCCUAAUGGACUGGCUGCAUUCAGAUUUGCAAACCAUUCCGAUCAGGAUUGAUCCGAGUGUGCAGAACAUUCCCGCCUCCGAAAAAGCCCUGAUGGAUUACUUAAAAGGAAAGGAGAGCUACAUUUCACAGCUGUUCUACGGUCAGAUCAAAAGCACUCUGAAGUGUAUUGCCUGUGGGAAAGAAAGUGCAACUUAUGAAUCUUUUUCAAAUCUCAGUUUAGAACUUCCUUUAGCUGCCAAUCGGUGCCAUUUACAGGACUGCUUGGAAAUGUACUUUAACGGUGAAAGGGUUGCAGGCUGGCACUGCCCUAACUGCAAACAGAACCAGGAUGCUAUUAAAAAGUUAGAUAUAUCUCGACUACCCUCGAUAUUGGUGGUCCACUUUAAACGAUUCUAUGCUGACCCGGAAGCGAUUUCCACGGUCUAUCGAAAGAAGCAGAACUAUGUCAAGUUCCCUCUAGUCGAUUUCGACAUCUCCAAAUUCAUCGCUCCAUCGGAAAUGAAUCGAAACAAAAAUCUCAGGCGUCGCCGGUACCAUCUCUACGGAGUAUCGAAUCACUACGGUUCGAUGGAAAGUGGCCACUACACAGCAUUCUGCCGGAAUUCGAUGCAUCAAAAGUGGUACAAGUUCGACGACCACACCGUUUCUAGUCUUGAUGGCUCCGAUGUAUGCUCCAGUGCUGCAUACAUUCUGUUCUACUCCUCUUUCCCGGAACAGGCGGACCUGCAAAUGCGAUAGGGCUUACCUUGAUGAAACAUUUCCGUACUUGUUGAUAUUUUCUUCAAAUUUUUGUACCCAAAUUCCAUUAUAUUUUGUUUUUAUGCGAGAGUUUAUUCUAUGAGAAAGCAAACCAGUGACUCGACCUUGUCUUCAAAGGAGGUUCCAUGAUGGAGGUUCUUUGGCAAAUUUGAUUGAUCGAAAGCAAUGAUUGCUAGCCUUUCAUCGAUCGAUCGAAAGUACUGUGAUUAUCAAUCAAAACGCAUCGGAUAAGAUUACCUACAUAUAUGAAAAUAGAUCCGAGUAUAUUUUAAAUAUGUAAAAUA
Uranotaenia lowii is the source of this 3103-nucleotide messenger RNA. RefSeq names its product ubiquitin carboxyl-terminal hydrolase 8 (gene Usp8). Gene Ontology annotation, biological process: protein deubiquitination. Gene Ontology annotation, molecular function: cysteine-type deubiquitinase activity. Lineage: Eukaryota; Metazoa; Arthropoda; Insecta; Diptera; Culicidae. The transcript has 11 exons. The coding region runs from base 195 to 2798 and encodes 867 amino acids. The record is from RefSeq and is a predicted model, not a curated record.